GGGAUCGGGGUUCUUGUAGGAAAAAUGGCUGCGCCCUUUCGAAACAAAUUCCAUCCUCAAGAACAUGAUCAAAAUGCUACUUUCAGAGCCAGAUAUCAUGUUUCAACUCAUCGAAAUCAACUUCCAGGUGGCGAGUUUAACAGCUGUUUUAGACCAAGGUUUCAAGAUCAAUUCGAGAGACCGAGAAAUAGGUUUGAAAGUCCUCGGUGGCAGGGAAACAACAUAGUACCUAAUAGUUUUCAACAUCCACCGCCAAAUAUAAGACAGAGGUUUAUUCAAACAACUCCAUCUACCAGCAAUUCAUAUGGAGCGGAACAGCCUGGAUUUGCACAGGGCACUGGUAAUCUAGAAAACUCUCCACGUUUACCAGGCAUGGGUAAUGUUGCGAUAAAUCAGUACGGCACGGGGAAUAACGGUAAUAAUGCAGGAUUUCAGAACUUUGGUCCCCACAAUAGUGAAAUUCCAAACUUCCACAACCCAGCAAUACAAUCAUCACAGCCGAUUCCAACCCUGUCACAUACUCUUCCACCCCCCAAUUCCAUGCAGUUUUCAGCACCUCCCCCACUUGCUGUUCCACCAAUGCCACCUCGCCAAUGUGCUGCUCAUGCUCCAUCAAUGCCACCUCCCCAAUGUGCUGUUCCAUCAAUGCCACCUCCCCCACGUGCUGCUCCACCACCUCCCACCUUUACACCAGAUACCGGACCAAACUUCAUACCAAAGAAAACAGUUGAUGAUGCCACUGCAGCUAAACAGUGUUUGGAUGCCUGGCUCAGAAGGAGACAGAAAGGAAAAAGAGAACAAGAUAUAGCAGAUCAACAUGUGGAGAAUGUAUCGAUUCACUCUACCCAGUCCAAGAUGAGAACAAUGAUGUUGCUGAUGGCACAGUUACAGCAAGAGACCAACGGAUUGUCCGACCUGGAAACUUCAGCCCCCGAUGAAGUGUGGAACAAUCAGAAACAGAAAGUUGUGUCCCUUAAGGCAGAGCUUGAAAAAUUACAACAAGAGCUGAGUGAUAAGCAGACUGUGGAUAAGGUGAAUCAUAAAGUACUGAAGCAGAGGAAGAAAAGGGAGAGGUUGAAAAGGAGAAGAAAAGAAUUGUAUGAAGAAAAACAAGCAACUGAAGAACAUAGAAAUAAGAUGCAUGCUGAAAUUGAUGCUUGGCAGGAGAAAUUAAGAAUGAAGGAACGCGAAGCUAAAGAGGCCAAAGAACUUAAGAAAUCAGCAGAUACCAUAUUGAAUGAAGUCAGGAAAAAAAUUAAUGAUGCGACAAAGACCAUGGACUUGCUAAAGGGAAUUCAAAAACUUCGAAAGCUUCGGAGUGACAGAUUAAAACAACAAGGUGUUUAUACAAACCCAGUCAGUGAUGAAAAGUUUAAAGAGGUUAUGGAUGAACAGUUUGAUACCAUUAAAAAGCAAAAAGAAAUUUACUUAGCAGAAGAAAAAGCCUUGCAGGUCAUGCUAGAAACGGAACACGAAGUCAAUAAGGAGAAGGAGAGAGAAGAACAAGAGAAAGCGAAUCGACUCCUGGAAGAACGCAAAAACAAGAAAAUACAGGAAAUCAUGUUUGGAAAACCUGAGAAUUUCUCGGAAGGAGAUCCCAUGUUAUCAUUUUACCAGUAUUAUGAUCAAGCCAAUUACAGUUACGAGUCUUUUAUACAAAUCAGACAGGAAUGGGAUAGAUUUGCUGUGCCAGAAAAUACGCCAGGAGGGAGCCGGAUCCCUAGCCAUUUUGUGACCCCAGAGGAACCUUCAUCAGAAAAAUGGUCUCAUGUUUUAAAGGAUACAUAAUACCCAUGAAAUUAGUUGAUUUACUGUCCAAUAAAUGUGGACGUAAACUUCAGAUUUAUGAGUUAAAAAAUUCUUCUGUA
Messenger RNA from Ostrea edulis (European flat oyster), 1868 nucleotides. Its product is annotated as programmed cell death protein 7-like. Bases 25 to 1788 code for a protein of 587 amino acids. The record is from RefSeq and is a predicted model, not a curated record. Lineage: Eukaryota; Metazoa; Mollusca; Bivalvia; Ostreida; Ostreidae. The transcript has 9 exons.